Sinocyclocheilus anshuiensis is the source of this 3147-nucleotide messenger RNA. RefSeq names its product RAS guanyl-releasing protein 2-like. Gene Ontology annotation, biological process: Ras protein signal transduction. NCBI's taxonomy places the organism in Eukaryota, Metazoa, Chordata, Actinopteri, Cypriniformes, Cyprinidae. Gene Ontology annotation, cellular component: plasma membrane. Bases 41 to 1435 code for a protein of 464 amino acids. Gene Ontology annotation, molecular function: calcium ion binding; guanyl-nucleotide exchange factor activity. The transcript is spliced from 12 exons. The record is from RefSeq and is a predicted model, not a curated record.
GUAUAAAUGGAAACGACAGGUUACCCAAAGAGUUCCAUCGAUGUCAAAAAGGAGAAAAAUGUCUCUUUUGUUUGAUCACCUGGACCCCUGUGAGCUUGCUGAACAUCUGACCUAUCUGGAGUACAAAUCCUUCUGCAAGAUAAUGUUUCAGGAUUACCACAGCUUUGUGAUGCACGGCUGUACGGUAGAUAACCCCAUCCUGGAGAGGUUUAUUACGCUCUUUAACAGCGUCUCGCAGUGGAUUCAGCUGAUGGUUCUGAGUAAACCCACCGCACCGCAGAGAGCUGCUGUGAUCGCACACUUCAUACAGGUUGCACAGAAGCUACUGCAGCUGCAGAAUUUCAACACGCUGAUGGCGGUGGUCGGGGGUCUCAAUAACAGCUCCAUCUCUAGGCUGAAGGAGACACAGGCACACAUCAGCAAUGAAACUAAUAAGAUCUUUAACAGUUUGCUGGACCUGCUGACGUCCUUUGGAAACUAUAGUCAGUACCGGCGCCGAUUCGCUGAAUGCACUGGUUUCCGAUUCCCAAUCUUGGCUGUUAACCUCAAGGACUUGAUAGCUGUUCAUGUCGCUCUUGCGGACUGGACAGACCCACAGAAGACUCGCGUCAACUUGACUAAAACUCAGCAACUCUAUGCCAUCCUGCAGGAAUUGGCUCUCGUGCAGAACAAUCCUCCUAACAUCGAGGCCAACACAGACUUGCUCAAUCUACUUACAGUGUCACUGGAUCAGUAUCACACAGAAGAAGAGAUUUAUCAGCUCUCAUUACAGAGGGAACCCAGAGCUGCAAAACCAGCGAACUCAACCUCUUCCUCCAGUCCAGCUCCUAAACAGCCAUCAAUGAUUGACGAGUGGGCAGCGUCAGUCAAGCCUAAAGCUGAUCCUGCUAUCAUCAGCAAACAUAUCGAGAAGAUGGUGGAUUCUGUGUUCAAGAAUUUCGACACAAACGGCGACGGCUUCAUCUCACGUGAAGAGUUUGAGUGUAUCAGGAAUAACUUCCCUUAUCUCAGCAAGUUUGGAGAACUUGAUAAAAAUCAGGAUGGAAAGAUCAGCAGAGAGGAGAUGAUAGAUUACUUUAUGAAGGCCAGUUCUUUGCUCAACUGUAAGAUGGGCUUCAUACACACAUUUAUUGAGACCACAUAUGUGAAACCCACCUUCUGCGAACACUGCGCCGGCUUUAUAUGGGGCUUUUAUAAACAAGGAUACAAAUGCAAAGUCUGUGGUGUGAACUGUCAUAAAGCAUGUCAUGGACGCCUGACAGUCGAAUGCCGUAAAAGAACGAAGAGCAUCAGUCAUGAGACCCCACCGUUACUGCAGUCCAGAUCCUACAGCUUUCCUCUGCCCAGCAAUGCCCCGUCUAACCUGCAGAACACAGUCAUCACAGAAGAGGAUGUUCAGGCAGCUGAACAGGGUGCAUUUGACUGUCACCUCUAAACUGGGUGUACAGAUUUUUGUCUGACUUCAUGAAUGGUCAGCGUGUUGUCAACAAAGAGUCUUGUGUUGAGGCAAAUUUCUUCCAAUCACACCUAGCACAACAAUGUUGAAGGAAAAAAGAUCUAGAGUUGGGUUGAACUGUGAGAUCGCAGCCUGACACUCACGGUGAGACAUGGACACGCUGCUAUCUGCUGGACUGAAGUUGCAACUGAUCAACCACCUCUUCCCUGCUGAAGUCUGAAUGUAAUCUCAAACACAUCGCAAGAUCUCAAGCAUAUUUGUAGGAUUUAUAAUUAUGGUGUACAUUCUUCCCAGGUUGCUUGAAAUACAUUGUAAUCUUACUUUUAUAAAUAGAAAAUAGAAUAGAAAAGAAAAUAAAGAAAGAGAAGGAAUUUUCAGUGACUGUUCUGAGGUACAGAAAAGUUUUUAAGAUCUUUUUGUGAAUGCAACUAAAUUGGAGCUUAAUGUCACCAAAGCAGUUGUGGCUGAAUUUCAGUGUAAACUCGUGGUGGCAUAGAUCAGGUGUGUUUGCAUCUGAAAUGUUAUGCAAUCAACUGUAAUGUUUUUAAACCUUUGAAUUUAUUGAAUCAAAAUGGGGAAAAAAAUCCCAAACUUUUUUUUUUUUUUCAAAUGAAUGUGUCUUGAGAGAGUUAACUGCAAUAAAAGAAGUAGUUGAUAUUCCAGCUAUAACUGAUGCAUCUGUUUUGAAUGCUGUAAAAAAACUAAAACAAUGAUCUGUAUAUAAAAAGAAGGAUUAUUAGAAUUAUGUAGAAUUAAAAGGCCCUCCUUUCACACCACAAAUAUUAUGUGUGAACAAGAUUUUGAAGUGAAACAAAGAAUUUCUGUAAAGCUAUUCACACCAUGACCGAACAUUUCCCCGCCAACGUUUGUUUGUGGUUGUUUUUGGCGAAUGAGUACGUUGGAAAAUAAGAUAUCAGCUUUUGGUCACAUGUCCAGAGCCUUUUCCAGCCACAUAUCUGAGCAUUAAACACUAACUGAUAAAGAAUCUAGAUUGAUUGAUGAUUAAAUGGCUCCAUGCACCAAUGGAGAUUUUAAUGAUUUCCAAUACCUUAUUUUAGAAUACUUGAUUUUAAAGUUGUUGAUAUAAAAACAUGAAUAGGAAAAUGGCAUCUUCAUGGGGAAAUGACAUUACCUUGGCAUUUUGCUGCAGAAUUAAAUCUAAUUGUAAUGAUUAUAAGUAGUUCUUGUGGUUCUGUGUUCAAAAGAUGUUAAACAUCCCUUUAAAAAAAAUUCUGUCUCUGUUGUUGUGAGAUGCCAAAAACAUCAUCUGUUUCACAACACUAGGUUCAUGUUUCAUGUUUCAGAAUAUCCCUGUUCUCUCUUUUUUUAAUGUACUGUAUGUUGUAGCAUUAGCUGUUAAGAUGUGAUUUACUAAAUUCUUCCGAUGAUCUGAGAAACUGUCGAUAUUAGUCUGGGAAAUCGGACUCUUAUGUUAGUUAGGCAUGUAACACGUUUUGUAUGCAUAUUAACUGAUAUGUUCUUUUCAUAUAUCCUAUGCUGUUUGUUGAAUGUUUUGUUUUUAUAUGUACAGUGUUUUGUCAUUAAUUAAAAGAGAAAGGAAGAUGAGAAUGUAUUUUACAUUGAAGUUAAUCUGUGGUGUUGCACACUGUUUGUUCUGUAAUACAAAAGAUGAGUUUUUUUCUUGGUGAUGAUUGAAUGUAUUUUUCUCAUGCAACCAACAUUUUAAUGUG